Molecule: messenger RNA, 4079 nt
Organism: Gaeumannomyces tritici R3-111a-1
Lineage: Eukaryota; Fungi; Ascomycota; Sordariomycetes; Magnaporthales; Magnaporthaceae
Exons: 2
Coding region: 195-3611 (1138 amino acids)
Source: RefSeq, a predicted model, not a curated record
CGAGGCCCGACGUUGUUUGCCGCUCUUUACUCCCACGAGCUCGUUCUCUUUCACACGAUAGUCUCACGACCUUAGGUAGGUAGGUAGUCCUCCCUAUCUUCCUACUUGGUUCCCCGCUGCCUCUGCAGUCUUGCACCCGUCAAUCUGUCGGCCCGUUGUUGCUCUGCCUGCUGCCAGGCCCCCAACUAGUCGCCAUGGCCGGCCUUGAACCCCUUGCGGCGCUGAGCCUGGCAUGCAACGUGUUCCAGAUCGUCGGAAUCGGGAGGGAGAUCAUCACCACAUCUCGCCAGGUCUUUCACACAGGAGCAAUCGACAGCAAUGCCAUCCUAACCGACAAAGCAGCCCUGCUCGACAAGAUCGCGACCGAGGUCCAUGCCGCCUGCGUGGCAGCAACCGCCAACAACGCAACGCAGCCCGGGCUCGAAAAUGACCUACUUGAGGUGUGCCAAAAGUGCCAGACUGUCUCACGCGCCCUCGUGGAUGGGGUGAGCCGCCUGACAGGCCCGGCCGCGGGUGGCAGUCGUGUCACGGCCGUGAGGAUUGGCAUAAAGAGCUUCUGGAACAAGGGAGAACUGAAGAUCUUGGAGGAAAAUCUCCACGCAGUGGAAAGCUUAAUGAAUACAGGGAUGAUGGCCCAGAUCUUGAAAAGAAUCGACAGUUCCAACAUCCAGCUCGACAGUCUCAGCCAAAACCAUCAAGAGUUCGUGCGCGAAUACAAACUAGGGCAACGCAGCCUCACCAAUCUUGUCUCCUCCGAGGCUGUCGCAAUCCGCGGUGCUGUCUCGGCAGAGAGCCAGAGAUCUGAAGCCGGGGUCAAGCAGCACAUAACACAGGAGAUCAGUCGAUCGAGCCACGAACUUGCUGUUCAGAUCAGUGCGGUGGCGCGCGAGUCUACACACCAAGUGUUGAAUGGGGCAGAGAACUUCCAUUUAGACGCUGCUCUCGAGGCCAAGAGAGACCGUGUUCUACAGAGCCUCAGGUUUCCGGAAAUGAACGGACGCAAGAACAGCAUAGACCCCGAGCACAGGCACACCUUACAGUGGGUCUUAGGCGAGAAGGAGCACCUCGCCACUGACUGGGACAGCUUUCCUGGAUGGCUGCGCUCGGAUGUCAAGAUCUACUGGAUCAGUGGCAAGCCUGGGGCGGGGAAGUCUACUCUCCUCAGCUAUCUCUUCCACAAUCCAGAAACCCAACGUCUCCUUGAUUCAGGAAGACCCAACACUCUACGGGUCUCACACUUCUUUUGGCGCGCCGGAUCAGAAAUGCAGCAAAACUUCAAAGGCCUUCUAUGCUCGCUAGUGUUCCAGCUGGUCGAACAAGACACGGGAUCCCUCGUCUGUUUGCUAGAACAAACACCCGGAAUUUCUGCCAAACGCUCGGACUCGGACUGGUCCGUCCGGGAGCUUCAACGAUCUCUCCUGGCGCUGUUGAACAAAUACUCCCGACCUGUCUGCAUGUUUCUCGACGGCGUCGAUGAAGUCAAAUCCAGCGACGAACAAUUUGCGGUGAUGGACUUCAUCGACGAGCUAGAGCACAUCCCCAGCUUGAAGAUUUGCGUCUCCUCCCGCCCGGAACCCACACUCAAGAGUCGCCUGGGUCGGUUCCCACAGCUCAAAGUCCACCAUCUCAACCGUAAUGAUAUUUAUGCAUACGCGCAUGAGCGCCUCGGUGUUGGCAGCAGAACAGUUCCCGGCUCUCUGCUGGACUCCUCCCUGGUUGAUGGGCUUGUAAGAAAGGCCGAGGGCGUCUUCCUGUGGAUCCGACUUGCCGUCACCAGCAUCAAGAGAGGCAUGGAACACGGGACCUUGGCGACCCGCCAGGAUGUUGCGGAGAGAAUCGGCGUUCUCCCAUCAAGAAUUGAAAGUAUGUGCGAGGAUAUGUGGGCAAGACUUGGCGACGACAGGCGAGUCUACAGGGAACGAGCAGCAUUCUACCUCAAUGUGAUUCUCAAAACCGUUCUGAAUCCAUAUCUUCGGCGCCACGUACCAAUCACUCCACUUCAUCUCCUCCUCGCUUCCAAGCCAGACCUUAUCCCCAGCCUUGACAUGUUGGAGUCCGAUGAGCAGUUCAAGGCCACGAUGGACCUCCUCCAUGAAAACCUCAAAUGGCUUAAGUCAGAUGUCGAAGCGACAUGUGUGGGAUUUAUAGAGCUGAGAACAAAUACUCACUGGCCACGAUUCAUCAUCUACCCAUGGGGAGGGGAUUGUCACUUUUUUUCGGAUGUGAACGAAAGCACCACCUUCGAAUUCGGGCAUCGAUGUUUCCUCGAUUUUUUCAUCGAGUCCACUUCAGCUCAAGCCAUCCUCGCACACGCCCAGCUAUCGAUAUUGCAAGUAUGGAUCAGAACACUGAAGGCAACAGCGGCCGCCUGCUCUUUAUUCCUCUUCGUUCCCGACGCCAGCCGUCUCGCCGGCAUCCGGGUUGGUGAGGAGGGCCCCAGCAGCCUGAUGUCACAUCUAGGUCUACUGAACAGUACACCAGCCCAAGAUCCGUCUCCUACAGACAAGCUGAAGGUCACGCCACCCCUAAAUCAAGAACUGCAGCAGGCAUUUCAGAGCCUGCAGCAACUUUUUCACUCCCAGCGUCUAUUCGCAAUCGUUCCGCCGGAUAAACGCAGAAGUCGCGGCCACAGAUUCCCAAGAGACUUCAUCACCCGGGGCUUGUUUUGUGGGCCGGAGGAGUUUCUUAUGUUGGCAGCAGGCUGGGGAGACGAAAGAAUUAUCGGCUACAUCACCGAAGAACUCCACUCGAGGCGGAUAUCUCGUCCAGAUCUUUCACAGCUCCUACUGUACACGGUUGCGGGGCUCUCGCCCUGGGAUGAACACACAUUGAAAGCACGGAGGGACUUGGUGAGGUUUCUGCUGGAUGCAGGAGCUGACCCAAACGCUGCAGGCUCUUUUCCUUUCGACUUCUACACCCUGACAUCGAUGCCGAUGACCAGGCAACUGUGGCCGAUGAUGACCCCUCUCGUCAGUGUUUUGACGCAACCUAUUUACCGGAAAGUGGGGGAAUACUCAGACGAGCGCGUCCUCCACACACUCGGAACGAUUACAAGCCUUUUAGAGCACGGGGCAAGCUCUCAAGACCUCGUUUUCUUUUCCGUUGCCGAAAUUCAGCGGGGGUUAACGCCCGUAUUUAGACUUCACAAGGUGAAAACUGCGGAGGAUCUCCAUGCCGUCUUCGCCGUUCCCGCAAAGUUGAUACUAAAUAUACUCCUCGAUCACUGCCGGAGCCAGCGCGCCCGCAUUCGUGGCAGCCCCGAGCUCGAACAGGUCGAGAGAGUCGUCCUGCGGCUUCCGAAAAUGGAGUCCCAACAAAGUCCGAUUCUUUUCAGUCCGCAGCUCUUCGACAAGGAGACACCCCCAAUCUGCGUGGAGAUUACCAAUCAAGGAGACCGAGAGUUUCUAUUCGAAAGGAUCACUGGCGUGCUGUCUACGACGCUUUUUCUGGAUCCAAGUGAGGGUGAACACGGGGAGGCUAUCGUGCAACUCCGUGAGGCCUUCAAAGACGUAUCCUCACGAGGAACGGAUACCGGCAAGACCAUGGAGACCAGGCUGAUAGAGCUUGGCCUUGCCGUGAGGGCGAAAGAUGUAAUGGAUCUCAGGACAUGAUCACGGGGAUCUUUGCGAUAUACCGGAAGGGGAUAGGCUGGGGGAAUUUUUUUGCUACCAGGCUGGCAAGCUAGCACUCAAAACGUGUGUGAAAGGCCGGUGAUAGCGUCGGUGCCCAUUGCAUCAAAGUUUUCCCCACUCUAUCCGGCUCUCUGGCGCUUAGCUUGCCUGAGCGGGUAGAGGUUCUUGUACCGUUUACUGCACUUUCUCCUGUUCUUUCUGCACAGGCUGUACUUGAUGUGUUUCCUGCGUCUCCUCUUGCUCUUUCUCCUCCAUCUUCUCUUGUACCCCCUGCACAGGCCGUGCUUUCUGUAUCUUCUCCCGUUCGUUCUGGGUAAUUUGCACACGUUGAGGCUCCACCACCUUUUCCAGCUCCUUUAACCCAGGUUGCUUGUUGUGACUUAGUUCUAAUUUCUCUAUUUUUAUCUGCUCCGCGUUAUCCUUGCUGUUCUGCCUCCGCCUCCGCCG